Dictyostelium discoideum AX4 is the source of this 459-nucleotide messenger RNA. It is a transcript of the gene syn8A, whose product is annotated as syntaxin 8. The coding region runs from base 1 to 459 and encodes 152 amino acids. The transcript is spliced from 2 exons. The record is from RefSeq and is a predicted model, not a curated record. Gene Ontology annotation, cellular component: endosome membrane; cytoplasm. NCBI's taxonomy places the organism in Eukaryota, Evosea, Eumycetozoa, Dictyosteliales, Dictyosteliaceae.
AUGAAUAAUAAUAAUAAUUUUAAUAGUAAUUUUAAUAGUAAUAGAAUUAGUUCUACUCAGCCAUAUUUAUCAGAUGAUGCAAGAAAUGCACUUUUUGAAGGUAAAGAUAGGAAAUGGGGUAAUAAUAAUAAUAAUAACUAUGAUACACUUUCAAAUCAAGAUGUAUUUGAAAAACAAAAAAGAGAUAUGGAAGAACAAGAUAAAAUGUUAGAUGCAUUAUCAGGUAGUAUAAGUAGAGUAAAAGAUACAGCAAUUACAAUUAAUAAAACAGCACAAGAACAAACUGACAUGUUGGACGAAUUAGAUGUUCAUGUCGAUUCAACAUCUGCAAGAAUGAGGAAUACAACUAAAAAUUUAAUUACAUUAACUCAACAAUCUAAAACAACUGGUUAUUGUUCUGCCAUUUGUUUUUUACUUUUAGUUUUAUUGGUUAUCAUAAUUCUAGCAUCUGUAUUAUAA